Volvox carteri f. nagariensis is the source of this 5012-nucleotide messenger RNA. RefSeq lists its product as uncharacterized. NCBI's taxonomy places the organism in Eukaryota, Viridiplantae, Chlorophyta, Chlorophyceae, Chlamydomonadales, Volvocaceae. The record is from RefSeq and is a predicted model, not a curated record. Bases 1 to 4782 code for a protein of 1593 amino acids. The transcript has 9 exons.
AUGAUAUCAUAUCGUUCCGCUUAUUUUGUCUUCUUGGUUGUGGUUCAGCUCUGGGCGCACCCUCUCUCUUGCGCCCACGCCUUCGGCAUGUCCAAAAAUAACCACCCAGGUAGCGAUGACACCUUGCAUUCUGCCUGGUUCUCGGCUACAGCAUCGAGUCUUAAUCCAGAACGCGGAGUCCCGGUGGAGUCUGCUUACAACCUCAAGACGGUUUCAAGCGCACAUCAUGUCGCAGCUGAGCCGACAUUGCCGGUCCGCUUUAGGGCGAUUGUCACAUCGACCCCGGCUCCGGCCCUGGGGGAAUCACAGCUAAAAGAUGUCAGCAGGUUCCUGCAGAAGGAGAUGCUCGCUACGAGGGUAAUCGUGUCGGUGGCGGCCAAGCAUGUGCGUGCUCGUGUCGCAGUUAUCCGCGGUGGCUUCAUGAGCGACUGUAGCGACGCCGGGCAGGGGGAAUAUAGGGCCCAACUGGGAGCCGCGCUGGGUCUCAGUGCCGCAGAUGUGCUGGUGCUGCUAUGCGUCGUACAGCAGGACGAAGCAUUCGUACAGGAUCCACGCGGCCAAGCGGCACCUCGGGGCUGCGGCGAUGCUCAGGGGGAUACCUUACCCGCGGCGCUGAUGCUGGAGACCUCGUUACGCCUGCCGCCAACCGCUAACGAAUCUGCCGUACAGGCAGCUCUGGCGGCGCUGCCCAACGGUAACACUGCACUGCACGGGUUGUGCGUGCCCUGCGUGUCGUACAUGCCUCCUGUCAGCAUUUCUCUGGAAAUCGUACUGUACAGCGGCGCUGGCGGCAAUGCUGAGAACGCAGAUUCUCCUGCGCUGCCGCGGUUAGGAGGGCCUGGAGCCGCCGCCGCCGCCGCCGCCGCCGCCGGGUUGCGAGGUGCAGCGGUCGCCAGGACUUCGGGUGCUGUCGUACAUGAGCUGGCGGGUGAACUCCAGCAUGCGAUUGCCACGUCACUGGGUGUUCCCCUGGAUCAGGAUCUCAACUCCAGGGAGGGUGAUUGCGCUCUUACCUUCGACCCCCUGGACCCCGCCGCCGAGGCCCAGGCCCAGCAGGUGCCCUCCCUGGAGGUGCCCCGGAAUGUAGCCUCAUCCAGUGGACCUAACACGGGGCCGGAGCCGGAGCUGCUAGGAAAUCAAGAGGCGGCAGCGCUGACGGCGGCAGCAGCAUCGCUCAUCAAUUCCACCGCCGGCGACUCGGCCGCCGCCGCCGCCGCCGCCGCCGUUUCGGUCUCCGGGGAUCUGCCCACGACCGCCAGCAAGCCGCCGUCGUACCAUCAGGUCGUCCAACCAGCAGCGUUACUACUAGUACCACGUAUGGCGAUAUCCGGACCGUCGCUCGACGGCAAUGAGGAUGGUCGCCGUGGCGGCAGCGACGGCGGCGGCGGCGGCAGUCUGGAUGGGCCCUAUCCGGCUAAUCCUGGCGGCGGAGGCGGCGGAGGCGAUCGGUCGACCUCGAUGACGUCACAGGCGGAUGAGUCUCGGAGCGCAGCCGCCGGAGUUGUCGUCGUCGCCGCUGCCAACAGCCCGCGAGGGGCUGAUACGGCGAGCUCGCCGCCGCCGCAAGGUUCACCGUCAGCGCCGUCAGCGCCCGACAGACUGAGCUUGGCUCCUUUGCCGUACACUGACGACGUUUCGGCGGUAUCGUACGGCGGCGUGGCUGCGGAAAUGGAGGAUGUGGACGAGGAAGCCCUCAGCCGGGUGUAUCAGGGUGACGGCACCAGCGGCGGAGCCGAUAGCAGCGGCACCGGCGGUGGCGACGGCGGCGGCGGCGGGGGGCUUCUGGCUCGCGUGUUUUCCCGCAAGUCCAGAGGCCCGGCAUCAGGAGGCGCUCUUGAGCGGCUUGGCCGCCUGGCUAAGGCGCCUUCCUCGCGACGCACAUUUUCGGGUGCACCUAUGGGGCCGUCAGCGGCCCGUUACAUCAUCCCUGGCGGCGACGGCGGCAGCGGCCAGUCGCCGUCGGUGUCAGAGGAAACCGCUGCUGCUGCCGCUGCGGCGGCGGCGUCUACAGCCCGACGGCGCCGAAACCCUCGCCGUGACCGCCGGGGUAGCCCUGUGUCGGCGCGCAUCGCACCCUCGGUAUCGACGCGGUCGUUGCAGCGGCGCCUGGGACCGCACGGCGGUGGCAUCGUACAGGACGCCGAAGAGCUUUCCAUGGUGGCGAAGAAGUGGCGGACGCCGCCGCCCAUGGCGCGAAGGAAGCGAUUCAGCGAUAUGGGCGGGGUGGACAGCGGUGCUUGGGGACAGCGCGCCGCUGCCGUCGGCGGCGGCGUCAUUGGCUUCCCGGGUGAACCCCCGGGUGGUCCAUUAUCUCGUACGACAGGUCAACCGCUGUCACCGCAGGUCCCCACGAGAAAGAAGCCACAGCUAUCGAGCCCGCGAAACCACAGAGCGGGGCUGCCGACCUUCGCACCCUCGCCCCUCGCCACUCCGCGGACACAAGCGGUGCUGCCGUCGCGAGACGGCUCCGAAACCAGUGGUAUCGUCAUGACGACGGGGGCGACACGGAACACGCUGUUGAUUGCAGGGCCAGCGCUGCCGUCGGCAGCGCCGCCGGCGGUGGCAGUGGCGGCAGUGGCAGCGGUACAGACCCAAGUGACCCAUGGUUCACUUUCUCCGUCGCGGGGGCACGUGGCGUCGGGGUUUGUCGGCGAGGGCAAGAUGGAUGGUCAGGACGCGCAGGAGCGGGUGCCGAGGUUGUCCGGCAACCUGCGAGAAUGGCCGUCUUCGCCGUACAGCGAUACCCUAGCUGGCGGCGGCGGCGGCGGCGGCCGCGAUGCCCUGGGUCGCGCCGCCAGCAGGGCCGUCAGCGUAAAUGCCAUUGGCUCUGCUGCUGCCGCAGCGGCGGCUACACCCGGCAGCGGCGGCGCCAGCACCACAGCCACCGUCACUGGGCGCACCAUCGACCGCCGUACAUCUGGGUGGAUGGACAUGAACGUUCACGUGACUCUAUCCGCCAGUAAAAGCAACACCGGCAGUAGCAGCAGCACGGGGGCCGGAAGCCGCACCGUCCAAUUACGAGAGUUCGAGAACUCCUCAGCGUUGAUACCGCGAUCUGAUUGUCCGCGUCGAAGCUUUGGCAACGGCGAAGUAUCGUACAACGGCGGCGGCGACGUCAGCGGACCCCGCGCUCCAGGAGGGGCCGCUGCCGUCGGCGUUUCUGCGCUGACGGCCUCGGCAUUGCAAGGCAGGGAGGCUUUGACGUCGCCGUCGGGCUUCCGUACGACACGGGGCUCCACGGCGCCCGGCUGCAGCGGUAGCGGGCGUAGUCCGCUGUCCCGCUGCGCCACCGCCGAUGGAAGCGGGCUCGCGGACAUGACAGCUGUCGCUGCAGCGGCGGCGGCCACCGCCUUCACGGACGACAGUCAAGCGGCGCGGCGGCGGCACAUGUCAAGUGCCCCGACGGCGGCCGCGGCGACGACGGUGGGACAGGACAGCAACGACAGCGAGGCCCAUCGCGAUAGGGCAGACGGCGAUCGCGGGGUUGCCGUUGCGGUGGCGGAGCCGACGCCGGCGGCGGCGCUGCUGGCGGUGUACGAGGUUCCUAGUCGGGACGUCACCACCUUGCGCGCUUUUGACUCCGACACUAUGGCGGGACGCAGAGAGCCCCUGGGGGAUGGAUUGGGCAUUGCUUCGGGUGGUCCGCUGAAGACGGAGAGCUGUUUCCCCGGCCCGAUGGCUCCACCCUCGCCUGGGAGCACGGUUGCAGUGGCGACAGAGGUAGCGGCGGCGGGGGCGGCGGCGGCGGUAAGGGGAUCCCACAUUGCAUUUGAUGUUGGGCCAAGUGGUAGCUCGGGCCCCAGCACGGCACAACAGCGCUGCGGAGUGGCCGCGACGGCGCCGGUGGCGGCGGAGGAGGCGGAGGCGGAGCUGAAGCCAGCAAUGCCGGCGCCGCCGCCCACACCUGCAGUACCGCAGAUUUGGGCGAAGCGUUCAAGUGCUGAUGUCCGCAUGGCCGAAAUGUUGGCUGCUGCUGCCAUCUUCUACGGCAUCGACAAGUACGACUGCGACGAAGACGAGUACGAUGUGGGCGGGGGGAGUAGCAGCCGCGACUGCGGUGCCGUUGCUGCCCUUGAUGAAGGUAAUGGAGGCGGCGGCGGCGCCGUCGGGCCGACGACUGCCAACGAUCCUCCGCAGUCGCCCGUGUCGCGGUGGGCUCUGCGGAAGGCAGCCGCGGUGGCGGCGGCGGUGUCGUCGUCUGAGGCGGCGGCGGCGGCGGCGGCGGCCGACGUGGCAUCAUCUUCUGGGCCCGUAGGGGUUCCUUCCUGGCAUAUCAACCUGGCCUCUGUCUCUUCACUCACCCGCCGCCGGGAUACCAGUGCAGAUGUUUGCGAAGCCCGUACGGCGGCGGAGGAGCGGGAUACCGGCGGCGACGCCUGUAUUGGCGGCGGCGGCGCCGUCACCAUCAGUCGGGAGCGGCAGCAGCUUCACGAGUUGCAGGAGCAGCUGCGGCGGUUACGUUCUGGACGGAGAGACCUCAACACUCCAGGGGGCGGAGGGAUGGCCGGGGCGGGAAGACUGUCGUUGCGCGGACGUCGUACGACAGACGGGGCCGGCGAUGGUUGGUCAGCUAGAGGCCGGGAACGAAGAGAUGGAGAGGAUGGGGCUGGCGGCGGAGGUGGAGGCAACGAGGAUGUGCCGUACCGCGUUUGGCGGCGCACGCUAAGCGGCGUCGUGGGUGCGACGGAGCUGGGCGGCGUGGGCCGCGGCGCCGACAGCGGCAUCCACGGCGACGGCUUGUUGGUGGUAGAGGAGGAUUCUUCCGAGGCCGCUGAGGCCUAGGUAAUGGAGAGGGACCCGGUGUGUUUUUUCCUUUUGAUGUGUAGUGCAAUAAAUAGCCCAUGCUCGCACGACACCUGCACAUUUUCCAUACAAUGUUUCCUUUUUGCGCUUCAAAGCAGCUGAAUUAAUAGCGGCACAGCGGUACCCCGUCUCGUACAAUUUUCCUUGCAUUUGCAUGUGCGGCACAUGUGUCAGUGGGGCCUCUCUGAAUGGCGAAUUGGGUUGUACAU